This is a messenger RNA of Sclerotinia borealis F-4128, 1434 nucleotides long. The record is from the annotation of a GenBank genome assembly. Lineage: Eukaryota; Fungi; Ascomycota; Leotiomycetes; Helotiales; Sclerotiniaceae.
AUGCGUUUCUCUUCGCUUUCUUUGAUUGCUUGUCUACUUCCGGCUGUCCUAGCUGCCCCUAUCACGGAAGGGAAGAAAGACAAACGAACAUUUGAACUUCGUGAUGGAGUCAAUCAUACUGUCUUCUAUCAUGCUGACACUGAUUCCACUCUGGCAUUUGUCACCAAUUCGGGCAUUUGCGAGACGACACCUGGUGUGAACCAGUAUUCUGGAUAUUUGACUGUCGGGACCGGUAUGAACAUGUGGUUCUGGUUUUUUGAGAGUAGAAAUAAUCCUACAACUGCACCAUUGGCGACAUGGUUCAAUGGAGGCCCCGGAUGUUCUUCCAUGAUUGGAUUGUUCCAAGAGAAUGGGCCAUGCCAAUUUUAUAACGGAGCCUCCACCCCCUCCCUCAACCCAUACAGCUUCAACGAAUUCGCAAACAUGAUUUACAUUGAUCAACCGAUCGGAGUAGGCUUCUCCUAUGGUACAGAUUCUGUAACUUCCACCAUUACCGCCGCUCCAUACGUCUGGAAUCUUCUCCAAGCAUUCUACGCCUCAUUCCCUACAUACGAAAACCGGGACUUUGGUAUCUUUACCGAAUCCUAUGGUGGACACUACGGACCCGAAUUUGCAUACUAUUUCGAACAACAAAAUGCCAAAAUCGCUGCAGGCACCGUUUCCGGUCAAACGAUCGAUCUCAUUGCGUUAGGUAUCAACAAUGGAUGGUAUGAUCCCAUCAUCUCCUAUAAGGCAUAUGUCGACUUCUCCUACAACAACACGUACAAACCACUCAUCACCGCAGCUCAACAUACCAGUUAUCUCAACACAUAUACCAAGUCAUGUCUGCCUCUUUUGCAACAAUGCACAUCGACUACGGGAUCCAACACUGCUUGUGUAAAUGCGGAUGAUGUCUGUUAUGAAGAUAUUGAAGGGCCAUUGUCUAACGGAAACUUUGACGUCUAUGAUAUUCGAGAGCCAUCGAAUGAUCCAUAUCCUCCAGAAACUUACGCCACAUAUUUGCAGAGUGCGGCGGUCGUAAAAGCUAUUGGGGCGAAAUCUACUUAUCAAGAAUGUCCUAAUGCUCCUGGUGCGAAAUUCGCCGCUACUGGUGAUGAUUCCCGCACCUUCCUCCCCACCCUCUCCACCGUCGUGCAAUCCGGCAUCCGCGUACUAAUCUGGGCCGGCGACGCCGACUGGAUCUGCAAUUGGUUCGGUGGUCUCGCUACCGCCAACGCCAUUACAUACGCCAACACCUCUUCUUUUAACGCUGCGCCUGUGAAGCCCUAUACUGUUAAUGGUGUUGCGGGGGGUACGUUUAAGAGUGUGGGGAAUUUGAGUUGGUUGAGGGUUUUUGGGGCAGGUCAUGAGGUUCCGUAUUAUACGCCAGCAUUGGCGUUGCAGGCUUUUAUUCAGACAAUGCGAGGGGGAGGGGGGGUGAUUGCUUCUACUUAG